Molecule: messenger RNA, 309 nt
Organism: Drosophila miranda
Lineage: Eukaryota; Metazoa; Arthropoda; Insecta; Diptera; Drosophilidae
Exons: 2
Coding region: 1-309 (102 amino acids)
Source: RefSeq, a predicted model, not a curated record
AUGGGCUGCAACACCAGUCAGGAACUGAAGACGAAGGAUGGCGCCGCCAUCGACGCGGUCAGCAACGGGGAGCCGGAGCCGAGUGCCCCGCAAAUGGAGAACGAAGGUCUCCAGUCCUCCGCAAAGUCCUCAAACAAACAUACAAAUCACGCCAAAUCAAAUUCAAUUACCUCCAAUGGCGAUGCCAAGGCGCCGAACGUCGGCGCCGGUGGAGGAGGCGCCUCAUCCGAAGCAACAAAUUGCAUUGAUCGUCCCUUCGAUAAGGCGGCAAUCACGGAACUCGACGACGACGAGGACGAAGAAGAGUGA